GUGAUAGUGAUCCUUCUUUAUUUUUGCGAACUACUACACGAGGAUUAACUGUAAUCCUGAUCUAUGUUGAUGAUAUGGUGGUUAGUGGUGAUGACGAGUUGGGAAUCCAAGAGGUCACUCAGACUUUGCGGUCAGCCUUUAACUUGAAAAAGCUUGGCGAUCUCUCCUAUUUUUUGGGAUUAGAGAUCCAUCGUUCAACUGCAGGAAUUCAUGUUGGGUAGCGUAAAUAUGUCAUCGAUUUGCUUGAGGAGGCGCAGAUGGAUGAGUGUGUUCCAUGUGCUACUCCGAUGGAACAAAAUCUCAAGCUUCGACAGGCAGAUGGUGAUCUAUUUGCUAAUGGUAAACUGUAUCACAGUAUCGUCAGCAGCUUGAUUUACCUGACCCACACCCGACAUGAUAUUUCUUAUGUUGUCCAGAUAGUGAGUCAAUUGAUGUCUUCUCCGAGAACAACACACUGGUCUGUUGUACAACGUAUUUUGCGAUAUCUUCAUGGGAGUCCGGAAGUCGUAUUAUGGAUUCCUGCAGGGGGCGAACCAAUGUUGAAAGCAUAUGCAGAUGCUGAUUAUACUGGUUGCUUGGAUGCACGCCGAUCGACUUCAGGGUGGUGUGUUAAAGUCGGCAGUUCUUUUAUUUCCUGGCGGUGUAAGAAACAGGAUCAGGUGUCUAAGUCGUCUACAGAGGUUGAGUAUCGCUCUAUGAGUGAUGUGGCAUCAGGUGUCUAAGUCGUCAGUUACUCAUUGAGCUAAGGGGUGUCAUUCAAUCUCCGUUUUCGGUUGUAUGUUGACAACACCAGUGCGAUUCAUAUAGCCACAAAUCCGGUGUUCCAUGACCGGACCAAACAUAUUGAAGUCCAUAUUCAUUACAUUCGACAACUUGUGAUUGAAGGUUCGGUGGAGUUAGCGUAUAUCACUUAUGAAGAUCAGACGGUUGAUCUGCUGACAAAGGCAGUGUCCUCUUCACGUCAUUGGUUUCUAGCAUACAAAUUAAUGUUGCGUAAGCAUCAUCAAUUUGAGGGAGGAUGUUAGAAGUUAGAGGACUAUUUUGUAAUUAAACUCUUUAGGGUUAGUGUAGAUUGGCCAAGUAUAUAUUGUUGAGAAGACCAUCUUAUUCUGUAACACAUACGUACGUAAUAAGAACUAUGAACUGCCUUGUGCCGAGUAUAUAUGAGGAAAUUAAUUUUUUUUUAUGAUUAUAAGGGCACAAAAUUUUACUAGAGAUAAUCUAAUAACUAAUCUAUAUUUUAUGCUAUGCUCUAUUUAAAAUUAAUGAGAGAACCAUGAAUAAAAAUCAAUCAAGUAUUUCAAUGUGCAACUAUUUUUCGAUAAUUUCAUGUUUGGAAAACGAAUGUACAUCGUCACAAAAUGUUCGCUCCUUCAUUUGCCAAUAAUUUGCGAGUUGAACUUGUUUAGUACGCCUGCACAACACACAAUUUGGUUCCUCUUAAAUUAUAGUUUGAAUAAAAAAUUAAUUGUAUGACCAAAAGAAUAAUUAAACAUACAAAUUUAAAAGUUAAAGCGGUUGGUGAACUAGUUUGAAAUUACAUAAAGUCAUAAAUGUGAAAGUUAGAUAAGGUUAUUGAAUCUUUAAACAAACAAAUUUAAGACUUGGAAAAGGAUAAUUUAACUAUGAAGUAUUAAGAUUUUGCAUUUCAUUACACUCGAACCUGGGUUUGUAGCACAGAAAUGUGAAAAUUCUCCGCUGGACUAUACUCUGCUUUUGUAUUAGUUUAUACUGAGUUUUUCUAAAUUUUAAAAAAAAUUUAUACUUAACUUCAAAAUUCUCGGGGGGUCGUGGCCCCUGAUUGGGCACCUAGAUCCGCCCCUGAUACCGGCCCUAUAUUAAGGUCGGAUUAGAUAGGGUAAUACCCGUGUUGGUUCGGAGCGAAGCGGGGUGCGUACACGCAUUCUUGUAUGUUAUUUGAAAAAAAAAGAAUGUCGAUGUUUUACUCUUUGACAAUAAGACAUAGAGAAAAUACUUUAUAAAUGAUGAGCGAUAUAUAGGGGAAAGAAUAAUUGCAACUAAAUAGUUCAAGAUACAAUCUUAAAACUUCUUUCUAAUGUAUUAUUUUAGAAAUGUCAAAAGUGGAGAAAUACAUGUACAUAUUGAUACAAAUCAUGAUAGAACAGGUCAAGAAUAGAGCGGGACGAGGCAAGAAUAGUUCAAGGUACAAUUUUAAAACUUCUUUUUAAUGUAUUAUUUUAGAAAUGUCAAAAGUGGAGAAAUACAUGUACAUAUUAAUAAAAAUCAUGAUAGAACGGGUCAAGGAAGAGGCAAGUUAGAAAAAAUACUCAUGUCCCGCCCCAUUCUACUACGAGCCGGGUAAUAUCUGCCCUAAACAUGUUGGAAAAGGUCGAGUCGCACAAAUCAAGUAAGAAACAUCACUAUUUAUUAGCAGUUUAGAUUUCAAUACAAACACAUUCAUAUAUGCACAUUUACAUAACCAGGUCUAAUAGUUGUAAUUUAAAAAAAUCUAAUGACUCGCAUCAUAUAUGAGUAAGGGGGUAAAUAAGAGAUUUUUGGGACAAUUACCUGAUUUUUUUAGGGCAUUUGGACAGUAUUUUUGGGGUUGGCACAAAUUUACAGGCAUGCUGCUAAAGCACAUUUCAUAUCCCUUUUGAAAAUAUUCGUUUUAACUUGAAUUUAUAAAAAAAAUUGUAAACAUUAUAUUCAUUCUUUGGAGAAAUUUUUUUUACGUCAUCUUACCGUCACUAUUAUUAGUGGUAAGAUCAUAGUAUGACAAUGAUGAAUGAUAUUAUUAAGUCUUAUCAUAGCAGUAUGAUGUUAGUAUGAUGGUUGGUCUCUAGUUAAAUGCUUUCACUGGGCUACUUUUCUUAUGUCGUUCAAUACCUGAACUAAUAGUAAGUAGGUUAACUUGUUGAGUACCAGAUCGAUCGGACAUGUAAUUAGUCUUCUUCGCUCGAGGAGCAAAGAUGGUUGCUCUAUAACCAAUCCUAGUUGCUGGUCUUUUGCUACUAAGAAGGGCAUAAAAACUGUACAAGAAUGCCGGAAGUCCUUUGAAAAAAUUGAAUUAGUUAAAACAUCUUCUAUAAUAUAAAUUUAUGGAUUUACAUACCUAGAUCUAGAUAAGAAAUAUUGUCCCCUGCCCAUUUUUGUAAGGGAUUCCAGCAUGGUGCAGCUAGCGGUUUAGCUGGAAUUCCGAUUUCCAAAAAUAAAAAUAAAAAAGUUGGACCUCUCGCGUCGAAAUUCAACGACACACGCACCAAACAAAUAAAUAAUAACCUUUCAAAUUCAAUUACCACCUAGAUAGCCUGAGCUGUAAACUUGUUGUACGCCUCUCUGUUGUUUGGCUUUGUUGCUUGCUUCCAACCUACGUUGAGCUACAGAAUUUAUCGUCCCUAUUGCUUCAUCAGUUAUAUAUAUGCAUUGCAAUAAUUCUACGGAAUCUAGAAGAUAGCUGGUUAUAACUAGGGCUGCAAAUGAACAAAGCUGCUCGCGAGCCGCUCGGCGUUCGGAUCGAAAAAAACUCGUUCAACACUCGACUCGUUAUUUAACAAGCCAGCUCGUGAGCUAGCUUGUUAGCAAACAAGCCAAGCUUGAGCUACACUAUGCUCGGCUUGCCAGACUCGCGAGCUAACUUGACUCGUUGGCUCGUAGUACUCAGCUCGCGAGCUGGCUCGUUUAAAGCUCGUAGCUAACUCGACUAUAAUACUCGUUAAAUUGAGCUUCCUAAUUGACUUGUUCGAAUCUCAUAAGUUGACUCGACUACUUAACACAUAGAGCUCUAUGUGCAAUUUAACUUGAUUGUUGCUCUUUAGCAUCCAACUUAGCCUCCAAAUCAACAUCAUCCACAUGUCAACAUUAAAAAUUUGUUUCUCCUAAUCGUGACACCUUUAAAUUAAGACUAUUUUGAUAG
Molecule: messenger RNA, 3874 nt
Organism: Linum trigynum
Lineage: Eukaryota; Viridiplantae; Streptophyta; Magnoliopsida; Malpighiales; Linaceae
Source: the annotation of a GenBank genome assembly